CAAUGAAAAUGCCACCAAUUUUAACCCAAAAUACAUACAUACAUAUCCACUCUCUGCAAACAAAGAACCAUUCUUCGUUGCAAAAUCUCAGAUCUCAAAAUAAUGGAUUUUCUUCGGACUCAGAGGAUCGAGGUGAUAAGCAUGGCAGUAGCUCUUGUUGCCAUUGUUGGUGGUACCGCUUACUAUUACUAUCUCACCAAGAAACCUAAAGGGUGCUUGGAUCCUGAGAAUUUCCAGGAAUUUAAACUUGUCAAGCGCACUCAACUCAGUCAUAAUGUUGCCAAGUUCAGAUUUGAACUUCCCGAUUCAAGCUCCGUGUUGGGACUCCCCAUUGGACAACAUAUCAGCUGCAGAGGGAAAGACAGUCUUGGCGAAGAAGUAAUCAAACCAUAUACUCCAACAACAUUGGAUACUGAUAUUGGAUACUUUGAAUUGGUCGUAAAGAUGUAUCCACAAGGAAGAAUGUCUCAUCACUUCAGUGAGAUGCGUGAAGGUGAUUACUUAGACGUGAAAGGACCAAAGGGACGCUUUAAGUACCAACCCAACCAAGUAAAAGUUUUUGGAAUGAUUGCUGGUGGCACCGGUAUCACUCCAAUGUUUCAGGUUAUAAGAGCUAUACUAGAAAAUCCACAGGAUAAAACCUACAUAAAUUUGAUAUAUGCCAAUGUCACACGUGAGGACAUUCUUCUAAAGCAAGAGUUGGAUCUUUUGGCAGUUAAGUUUCCAUAUCGAAUUAAAGUUUAUUAUGUUCUAAAUCAGCCACCAGAGAUAUGGAAUGCUGGAGUCGGAUUCGUAACCAAGGAAAUGAUCCAAAAACGCUUCCCUGCACCAGCAUCCAAUAUUAAGAUAUUAAGGUGUGGACCACCUCCCAUGAACAAGGCUAUGGCUGCUCACCUUGAAGAACUUGGUUACACCUCUGACAUGCAGUUUCAGUUUUAAUUCUUUGAUAAAGCUAUACCCCGUCACUUAGUCCAAUGUCAAUAUUCAGACAUAUUUGGACAGAAUAAAUGCCAAUAUUAUAUUUCAAUAUCAUGAAUUUUGAUUUUCAACUGAUAAAAUAUGUCAAAUAAUUUUUAAUUCUUGUAGUGAAAUUCUACCAUUCAUUCAGAA
Molecule: messenger RNA, 1110 nt
Organism: Vicia villosa (hairy vetch)
Lineage: Eukaryota; Viridiplantae; Streptophyta; Magnoliopsida; Fabales; Fabaceae
Product: NADH--cytochrome b5 reductase 1-like
Exons: 9
Coding region: 103-939 (278 amino acids)
Biological process (GO): electron transport chain
Molecular function (GO): cytochrome-b5 reductase activity, acting on NAD(P)H
Source: RefSeq, a predicted model, not a curated record